Messenger RNA from Engraulis encrasicolus (European anchovy), 1514 nucleotides. It is a transcript of the gene tekt4, whose product is annotated as tektin 4. Bases 100 to 1443 code for a protein of 447 amino acids. NCBI's taxonomy places the organism in Eukaryota, Metazoa, Chordata, Actinopteri, Clupeiformes, Engraulidae. The record is from RefSeq and is a predicted model, not a curated record. Gene Ontology annotation, cellular component: nucleus; sperm flagellum; microtubule cytoskeleton. Gene Ontology annotation, biological process: cilium assembly; cilium movement involved in cell motility. The transcript has 6 exons.
GAGCGCUUGUCCGUGCAGUAAGUUUACGCCGGUGCAGCGUAACUUUUGCUAAUAUUAAAACAUCUGCAAGCACUACAGGCGUUAUUGACCUACCUCACCAUGUCGGACCUUUUGGUAUCAAGACCGCGUCUGGACGAAAGAGCGGUGACACAGCAUGAAAAACUGCGUUUACAUGCUGACCCAGAAGCCACGCUGAGGAGCAAUUUCUUAACAUCGUCCGGAUUGGCCUCUGUGGGAUAUAGAUCGGCCAAAUACACACCGGCAGAAUGGGUGGCCAACAACGACUUAACUUUGCACCAGGCUGUGUCAGAUGUGAAACAUGCAGAGAAAUUCCGCCACGAGUCCAAGGCACUUUACACCGAGACUGAGGUCAGAACUUUGCGCACACAGGCCGAGGGCACGAAGCACUUGGGCGAUAGGUUACAGGACAUCCACUUUUGGAGAUCCGAGCUGGAACGGCACAUAGAAAAGCUUGAAGCAGAGACCGACUUGGUUUUGGCUGAGAAGCUACGUUUGGAAAAGGCUUUGGAUGCCACGGAGAUUCCUUUUGCCAUCGCCACAGAUAAUUUGUCAUGUCGGGAAAAACGACUUGGGCCGGAUCUGGUGAAAGAUCUUGUGGAGGAAGAGCUCGUUAGGGAAAUGGAGUUGAUCAGAAGCAUCCAGGCACUGCACAAAAGAACUCUGGAACAGACUGUGGCGCAGAUAAACUCCAAUAGGGAUGCCAAGAGAACACUGGAGAUGGACUGGUCUGACAAGCAGCGGGCCUACAGCCUGGAUAACCAGUGCGGCCACUACAACAACUCCAGCAUUGAGACGCAACACCAGCCCGGCUCGGCCAAGAUCCAGGACCACGUGACCAACUGCGGGCAGUGGAUGGACUUCACGCGGGCCAACCUGGCGGUGGCGGAGCGGGAGAUGCGUGCGAGCGUGGAGCUGCGUCAGCUGAUCGGGCGCGUGCUGCUGGACACCUCGGAGGACCUGCGCGCCCAGUGCUCCACCGUGGACCAGGCUUUCAAGCAGCGCUGCCAGGAGCUGACCGAGGCCAAGAUCCAGCUGGAGAUACACCUGUCUGAGGUGUUGCAGCAGAUCGGGGCCCAGGAGAGGAACAUCGUGUCCCUGCAGCAGGCCCUGCAUGACAAGGAGGCCCCCAUGAGGGUGGCACAGUCACGCCUGCACACGCGCACACACCGGCCCAACGUGGAGCUGUGCAGAGACGCACCACAACUCAGCCUGGUGGAGGAGGUAGGGGAGAUCAACCAGACCAUGUCCUCGCUGGCUGCUCAGCUGAGCGGGGCGCGGGCGUCUCUGGGCUCCCUGGAGGAGAGCCGCAUGCUGCUGGAGAAGGCCCUGGCCUGCAAGACCAACAGCCUGCUCAUCGACCGCCAGAAGUGCAUGAGCCACCGCAUGCGCUACCCGGACCUCGUCACCCUCUCGGGCUACUGAGGCCUACUGAGACGCCAUGGCCGUCACACACACACACACACACACACACAAACACAUACGCACACACACAC